GCCGCUAACUGCGCGCGUCGCUGCGCUGCUGGCUCCAGCGCGGUGACCCUCGGCCUGGCUCUGUGUCGGGCUCCGGCGCGGCGGCUCCGGGCCUCGGCGAAUCUCGGCCGUUCCCGCCCCCGUCGAGUUCAAAAGGACGCGCGGAGCGGCGUCGGGCCCAGCCCCGCAGCCCGUCCGACUGGAAAGAUCUGCCCUUCCCUCGAGGUGCUCAACAAUGGCCAGCAUCCCGAUCACACUUUCUUCUGGAGAAGAACUGAUGACCACUCCAAUUCUACAGGCUGCUGAGACCCUGUCCCCAGAAGCUGAAAAAACCAGCACAGCACUCAUUGCAGCUGUUAUCACCAUGGUCUUUCUCACCCUGCUCUCAGUCGUGAUAUUGAUCUUCUUUUACCUGUACAAGAACAAAGGCAGCUACGUGACCUACGAACCUGCAGAAGGCGAGCCCAGCGCCAUCCUCCAGAUGGAGAGUGACUCAGCCAAGAGCAGAGAGAAGGAGGAGUAUUUCAUCUAACAAUUCCCAGGCCCCCAGGAGUUAAUUCCUGGCUCUGGCGCUAACACGCUGUUUAAUUUAUUAGGUGAAAGUUUUAUUAGAAGCCAGUGAGUGGUAUUGGUUGAUAUGGGCAAAUCCGAGCUCCUUGUAGGACACAGGCCCAAAUGCCUGCCAUCUCUGACUCUAGGGACCAGGGACAUGGAGAAAGCUGCUGAUUCCUUAACCAGGCCUUGUUAAAGAGCUGGUGUUUGUGACUAGCCAACAAAGUGGGGCGAUGCUAGGGAUCAUUUUAAGUAUGUGCCUUUAUGGGGGAAAAGGAAUGAGCAUUGCUAGCUGCUCUGCUCUGUCCCCUCCCUGGUCACCUAGUGAUAGCCUCAGAAGAGAUAUCCUAACAAUUUCUUCCCAGAGGCUAGAUAACACAGUAAAAGGCCAGGCCAGGAAGAAUAGGAGACUGGGGAAUCUUACCUCCUGAUCAAUGUGCCACAUCCCUUUAAUCCAAGCCCUUCCUUUCCAUAUUCCCCAACAACCUCAUACUUACGCUAUUUUUAUCUGAAUUAAACUUUUUCUUGUGCAGGAACUACCUUUAUAUUUUGCCUUAU
Messenger RNA from Castor canadensis (American beaver), 1089 nucleotides. It is a transcript of the gene Smagp, whose product is annotated as small cell adhesion glycoprotein. The record is from RefSeq and is a predicted model, not a curated record. NCBI's taxonomy places the organism in Eukaryota, Metazoa, Chordata, Mammalia, Rodentia, Castoridae.